Trypanosoma cruzi is the source of this 1808-nucleotide messenger RNA. RefSeq names its product RNA helicase, putative. NCBI's taxonomy places the organism in Eukaryota, Euglenozoa, Kinetoplastea, Trypanosomatida, Trypanosomatidae. The transcript has a single exon. The record is from RefSeq and is a predicted model, not a curated record. Gene Ontology annotation, molecular function: ATP binding; RNA binding; protein binding. Gene Ontology annotation, cellular component: intracellular anatomical structure. The annotation marks the transcript as partial.
AUGUAUAUAUAUAUAUAUAUUAUUUUCUUCUUGUCGUUGUUGUUCUCGUGGUUUUUCCUGUUGUUUGUUUGUGUACGUGACUAUGCAGUGUUAGGAAUGGGCCCGAAUAGACAGCGGAAGCCAAGGACGACGAAGACGCAUCGUGGCAGAGGUGGAAAUUGCACCCCCACAUCGUCCACGGCGGCUCCUUCCAUGCUUUCUCGGGCAGGGAGGGAGAUGAUCAUUGAUGUCCUGCACCAUGCGGCGACAGGGGGGGCGGUGCCGGUGCCUGAGAAACAUUUUGAUGCCAAUGCGGGGAUACGAAUCACACUUCAACGCAACUCCCCCUUGACGCCAUACGAAACCCUACAACGAUUGUACGAAGGGCUUGGCUUCCCCCCUGAUCUUACCACACAGUACGUGACAGAUUUGCAGGGAGCAUCCAAGCUCCCCGCAUUCACCUCCAUUACAGAGUUGCUUGCUGAAGAUGGCCCUUAUCAGUCAUUUUUGGUAAAUAGUUGUUUUGAGUUGUUUUCCCACAUGUUAUUUUACUCUCGGGGAGAAGUGGAUGUAAUCAUGGCCUCGGAAGAGGGGGAUGCCAUCUUGGAGAAUGAACUUGAAACCAUGCAAAGCCUCUUUGAUGAAAGUUUUCUAGGCGUAAAACAAAUUGACGAGAAGGAAUUUGAGGGUCGUGAAAUGUACUUUUCUUUUUCAUCGGGAAGCGGAAAGCGUGUAGUGGUCUGUGUUCGUGUCCCUAAUCAAUAUCCAGCUGAUCCACCGUUGAUCCUUGUACAGCCAUGCGGGAAUCAGGUGGGGACAUUACCCAUUCUCGGGGUUUUCCACGCGGAUACCAAAGAAUUGCCCGCGGCAUUGCGCCGCUCUAUACUUGAUGCGGCUGUGGAAACCAUUAAUGGAUUUGCAGGAGAAGGCUGUUUGGUGGCCCUGAUGUCAUCUUUGCAUGGGGUAAUUGCGUCACUUGAAGUAAUGCCUAUUUCUACGUGCAAUUCAGGUAUCAAAGAGGAUGAACGGCCGGGUAAAGAAGAAAAGGUCAACUUGGACGCACAGAGAAAAGCAUUUGUAAACGCCUUAACUGCUGCCCCGGGUGUAAACUCAACAUCUACUGAAGAUCAUCAUGUAUCGUACCCCAUGCCGGUAAAAAUUGGACUCAAGACGGUCGGUUGUGUCCAAGAUGAAGGGGAUAUUGUGCGCCGAGAGUAUUUAAAGACAGAUAAGUCGCUUGACGCUAAACUGAUGGCGGAGUGGGAAUCUCUUCGAACCAGUGGAACGAUGAAAAAGGCACGUGAACAACUGCCUGCGUUUCAGGUCCGUGAAGAACUUCGUGAAGUCAUUUCAAAGCAUCAGGUUGUCGUUAUUGGUGGGGAAACAGGUAGCGGAAAGACAACGCAGAUACCACAGUACCUGUACGAAUUUAUGUGUGAAUCCGGUAUGGGGGGUUCGGCGAACAUUAUAUGUACCCAACCAAGAAGGCUCGCUGCAACAUCUGUGGCUCUUCGAGUUGCCGAAGAACGUGAUGAGGCAGUGGGAGGUGUUGUGGGUUACACGAUCCGCCUUGAAAGCUGUGUAUCACGACGCACGCAAAUUACCUACUGCACAACAGGUAUCGUGUUGCGACGCCUACAGGUGGAGAAGUUCUUAGGGUCUGUUAGCCACAUUGUUGUGGACGAAAUCCAUGAACGUGGGGUGGACACAGAUUUCUUGUUAAUUCUUUUACGUGAUCUCAUUCAGCGACGAUCCGAUCUGAAGGUUGUGCUUAUGAGUGCGACAAUGGACUCGGAAUUGUUUGCACGGUACUUUGGUGGGGCCCCUGU